AUGUCUGAGGUUGGUGACUUGGUCUCAGGCGUAGCGGUGAAAGACUGUGCCAAAGGCUUCAUCCUCGAGUUGGCCAACCCACGCGGCCGCAGGGGCUGGCUGAGCCGGCGUGGGUUCGUCCUGGCGCAGCAGCAGGAGAUCUCGGCUUACGUCACCUCUGUGGACGAGAGGUGGCUGUGCUUGGAGCUGGUCCCAAGGCGCUCGCAUGUUGAGCUGACAGAGCACAUGGCUGCUGCGACCCCUGUCACUGGCGUGAUUGUUUCCAUCAAGAGCUAUGGCAUGUUCGUGGACAUCGGUGGCCCAGCACCUGGACUUGUUCACGUCUCCGAGAUGGAUGUGGACAUGGAUGCCUUUCAAGUCAAGAGUUUGGUGUUGGUUCGCAUUUUGGAGGUGGACUCUCCAAAAGGCUUGCGGCUCACUGCCCGGAGUGGACCCUUUCCGCGUGUCCACCGAGCCUUAGGUCCGUGUAUGCCGUUGCUGCCACCUCGCUUGUACCAGGACCUGCCAGGCCCUGCCUCGGAGCUCCUCCUGCAGAUGCUGCCCCUGGGAACCUUGAAGUCCUUGGCGCGGGUGAGCCGAGGAUGGAGGCAGCCAGCGGAGGAGGCAAUCUCCAUCUACUUCGACUUGACUCAGCUGCGGUGCUUCCACACGAAGGCAGCCUUCUACGAAGCUGACACACUACUAGGCCUCGGUGUGGCCAUCACCGAGGAAUCCACCGGCAAGCGGCACCUCACUUGUGACUUUGACCCCUUGUCCGAAGAGGCCUUCUUCGAUUUGCAUGUGGACAAAGGAGUAUGGAAGCAGACCAUCAGCUAUUGGAUCCCCAUGGCGAUUUGCAAGAGUCACUUCGAGCGCGCUUUGGAGAGGCUCCUGGCUGCCGUCUCUCAACUGGGUACUGGCAAGGUGGCCGAAAUGACCAAGUCCCAUGGCUUGGGAUCCAGUGGGCGACAGUCUUUCAGUGGGGCUCCGAGCUGUCCCAAGGACCAGCCUACCACAAUGACCUUCCAGGAGUGGCAGGAGCAAAGAGCCGCACUGUUUGAGAGACAGAAGCAGCAACGAGAAGCUCGUGCACGACAGGGCUUGACUUUGGAAGAGUGGCAGAAAAGAGAGGCAAGAGUCAAGGCUGAGAGGGCCAAGGCGGCAGCAGCCAAAGUCAAAGCAGCGCUCCUGAAGGCUGAGGCAGAACCCUUGCAGGACGUCCUGCCCUUGGAUCAGGUGGCUGCGAUGGAGGUUUUGCCCAAGCUCAUGAACUCACAGAUCGUGUUGCUCAUGAAAGGUGAUGUGCAUACCUCGGAGAAGGCCCUUGCUGGGUACAUGGCCUUCCACCACACCUUGCUGUUGCUCAAGAGAAGCUAUACCUCUUUGAGCGAUGACAUUGAGAAGAAGUUGAGGGUCUUCCGCGAAGAUGAAGGCAUGAGACACAAAGAAAAGGUACCAAAUUUGGGGGAGUUCAUGUGUUUGCUCUCAGUCUCCGAUGAGCUUACUUGGGAUGAGCUCGCGGUUCCCAUCUUGGAAGAGACUUUCGACCGUGGGGUUCUUUGGCUGGUCAAAGCGUAUCCUCUCCUGGCGGACUAUCAUGCACCCGUGGAGGAAAGAAUGGAGAAGACUUGGGAGACUGGUAGAGUAUCACGUGAACUCUUGAUGUUCCAUGCGUGGUUUCUUCAUCACAUCGCUCACAUCAAGCACGAGCAUGGAGAGGGCAUGUGUCGACGAGCAAGCUGUUUGCUUGAACGCUACGAGCGCACCAAAGGUUUGCCUUUGCAAUCCACCGUCAGCGCCUUGCAGCAAGCUUGCCGAAGAUUCCACGACAUCCACACAUGGCAGGACUUCUUUGUAUCUAUUGACGUGGAGCCCAUGGAAGAGCCAGCAAUUGGCCAAUGGCUGCGACGGUGUGCCCUGCGGUCUCAGCGGAAGCGUUACCACCGUGGCCGUGGGCCCCGUUCCUAG
Messenger RNA from Durusdinium trenchii, 1947 nucleotides. NCBI's taxonomy places the organism in Eukaryota, Dinophyceae, Suessiales, Symbiodiniaceae. The record is from the annotation of a GenBank genome assembly.